This is a messenger RNA of Dictyostelium discoideum AX4, 1152 nucleotides long. RefSeq lists its product as hypothetical. Bases 1 to 1152 code for a protein of 383 amino acids. The record is from RefSeq and is a predicted model, not a curated record. Lineage: Eukaryota; Evosea; Eumycetozoa; Dictyosteliales; Dictyosteliaceae. The transcript is spliced from 4 exons.
AUGGGUUAUUCUUAUGUUAAAUAUGAUUCAUUUACAACAUCUAACCCAGUAAAUAAAGCGGUAUUGGGAUUAUCUAUUAUAAGAUUAUUUAUAUUUUUUGUAAUUUUCAUAUUAAAUUUAAAUCAAACGAUUAAAGAAAUUUUAAUAGCAAAGAGAAAAAAAAAAUUUAUUUAUAAUGCACGUUUAUUAACAUAUAUUUCAAUUACAAUUUAUCCAUUUACAAGACUUGGAAUGAUUGGUGCAUUUUUUUAUGAUAAGAACAUUGAUAACGGAUCAAUUACUGUGGCUAUUAGUAUUUGGGGAACUCUAUUUCAGUACACAGAAUGGGUUUUUAUUGCUGGUUAUUGGCUUAGUUUAUUAUAUACCUUUUUUUUAAGUAAGGACAUGGUGUUAGUAAAUACAAAAAAAGCAUGGCUAGUUUCUUAUGGUAUAUUUGUAAUUUUAGUUUUUUGGACAAUUAUUCAAACAGUUUUUAAUUUUUAUUAUGUAGAUUAUAUGAAUGCAACAUAUGGUCCAGGUCAAAUUGUUAUUGUUUGUGGAAUUGGUGGAUUUUAUUUUAUAAAUGGUGUUCUAUUAUUUAAAUCAAUGAAAAAAUAUGAUCAAUCAGGAAAUACUCAAUUAGGAGAAAGAUAUAAUAGAAUUGUUAAAAUGGUAGUUAUAUUAUUAAUUUUAGUAGUUAGCGUAUUUUUAGUAUACAUAGUACAAUUUCCGAUAUUAGGAUCAGAAGACCAUCAAACAUCAAAUUAUGCAUUUUAUUUAGUAAGUUGUUUAUUAGAAUUUAUGCAAUUACCAGUGGUUAUGUACUCUUUAGGUGGAGAUUCUUUUAAACCUUAUUUUAAAUUCUUUAAAUAUGAUGAAACUCUUAGCUCUAAAGGAUAUACAACAAGCGGUGGUGGUGCAGGUGGUGCAGGUUCUUCAGCUAAUAAAAGUUGUGGUGAAAUAUCAUUGGAUGUCAAUGAUUCGUCGAUGGUAUCUAGAAAUACAGAAACUACAAUGACAGCAUCCACAUUUAAUAACACCUCAGCCUAUUCACUAACAUCUUCAAACAUUACAAAUAAUACAUCAACUUCAACAUUUAAUAAUAUUUCAUCAUCAACAUUAAACUCUUCAGCUGUUAAUUUAUCAUUGUCCACAGAGUUAAAUAAAUAUUAA